Molecule: messenger RNA, 2804 nt
Organism: Brassica rapa (field mustard)
Lineage: Eukaryota; Viridiplantae; Streptophyta; Magnoliopsida; Brassicales; Brassicaceae
Product: protein transport protein SEC23
Biological process (GO): intracellular protein transport; COPII-coated vesicle budding; COPII-coated vesicle cargo loading
Cellular component (GO): COPII vesicle coat; endoplasmic reticulum exit site
Molecular function (GO): GTPase activator activity; zinc ion binding
Source: RefSeq, a predicted model, not a curated record
GAAAAACUUUGACCCAAACCAAACCGGAACACAGACAACAGAUCCAUCAUCAUCAUCAUCUAGCCAAUCGAAUCUGACUCACGGGUUUAUCACCUUCCUUCCUUCCUUCCACUCCAAUCACAACUCGUAACUCCCCCUCACGCCUCUCCUCCACAAUUCAAUCACCGAUCCGAUCCGAUCCGAUCCAAUGGCGGAGAUGGCGAACAUGGAUCCCGAAGGCAUGGACGGAGUCCGCAUGACCUGGAACGUCUGGCCCCGCACCAAGGUCGAAGCCAGCAAGUGCGUCGUCCCCCUCGCCGCCUCCAUCUCCCCGAUCCGCCGCCACUCCGACAUCCCUUCCCUCCCUUACGCUCCCCUCAAGUGCCGCACCUGCGUCGCCGUCCUCAACGCCUUCGCUCGCGUCGAUUUCGCCGCCAAGAUCUGGAUCUGCCCCUUCUGCUUCCAGCGCAACCCUUUCCCUCCUCACUACCACAUGAUCUCCGAGACUAACCUCCCCGGCGAGCUUUAUCCUCAGUACACUACUGUUGAAUACGCGAUCCCUCCCGCCGCCGCUCAAUUCGAUCCGAGAUCCGGCGCUGCUGGUGUUCCGCCUCAGACGCCUCCUCCUGUUUUCGUGUUUGUUCUCGAUACGUGUAUGAUCGAGGAGGAGUUGGGGUUCGCUAAGUCUGCGCUCAAGCAGGCGAUCGGGCUGCUUCCGGAGAAUGCGUUGGUUGGGUUUGUGUCUUUCGGCACGCAGGCUCAUGUCCAUGAAUUGGGAUUCUCGGAGAUGUCGAAAGUUUUUGUCUUUAGAGGGAACAAAGAAGUAUCCAAGGAUCAGGUUUUGGAUCAGUUGGGGCUUUCCUCGAGGAGAGCUCCUACUUCUGGGUUUCCUAAAGGAGCUCAGAAUGGGUUCCAGAGUGCUUCUGGUGUCAACAGGUUCCUUUUGCCUGCGUCUGAUUGCGAGUACACUCUUGACUUGCUUUUGGACGAGCUGCAAUCAGACCAGUGGCCUGUUCAGCCAGGUCAUCGUUCCCAACGAUGCACAGGUGUGGCGUUGAGUGUAGCUGCUGGGUUGCUUGGAGCUUGCUUGCCUGGAACUGGGGCUAGAAUCGUAGCUUUGGUUGGAGGUCCAUGUACAGAGGGUCCUGGAACGAUUAUCUCAAAGGAUUUAUCAGAACCUGUACGCUCCCACAAAGAUUUGGAUAAAGAUGCUGCUCCAUAUUAUAAAAAAGCUGUCAAGUUUUAUGAUAGUAUUGCAAAGCAGCUGGUCGCUCAGGGUCAUGUGUUGGACCUUUUCGCUUCUGCUCUUGAUCAGGUUGGGGUUGCUGAAAUGAAAGUUGCAGUUGAAAGUACCGGUGGCCUUGUUGUUCUGUCUGAAAGUUUUGGCCAUUCUGUAUUUAAAGAUUCCUUCAAGCGGGUGUUUGAAGAUGGCGAGCAGUCUCUUGGUCUCUGCUUUAAUGGCUCGCUUGAGAUAAAUUGCUCAAAAGACAUCAAAAUUCAAGGUGUUAUCGGGCCUUGCUCAUCAUUAGAAAAGAAAGGUCCUAGUGUUGCCGACACAGUAAUUGGAGAGGGGAAUACCAAUGCUUGGAAGUUAUGUGGCCUCGACAAGAGCACUUGCUUGACUGUAUUCUUUGAUCUAUCCUCAACUGGUUCAAAUGCUCCUGGAACUGUAAAUCCGCAGUUUUAUUUGCAGUUUGUUACAAGUUACCAAAACCCUGAAGGUCAAACAUUGAUCCGGGUUACCACAAUAACCAGACAGUGGGUAGAUACUGCUGUGAGCACAGAGGAACUUGUGCAAGGAUUUGAUCAAGAAACUGCUGCUGUGGUCAUGGCAAGAUUAGCUUCCUUAAAAAUGGAAACAGAGGAGGGAUUUGAUGCUACUCGAUGGCUAGAUCGGACUCUCAUUCGCCUGUGUUCAAAAUUCGGUGACUAUAGAAAGGAUGACCCAUCCUCAUUUACGCUGAAUCCAUAUUUUUCAUUGUUCCCUCAAUUCAUAUUUAAUCUGCGGAGGUCACAGUUUGUUCAGGUCUUUAACAAUAGUCCAGAUGAAACUGCAUAUUUCCGCAUGUUGCUAAACCGGGAGAAUAUAUCAAAUGCAACUGUCAUGAUUCAACCAUCGCUGACAUCAUAUACAUUCAGUUCACCACCUCAGCCAGCUUUGCUGGACGUGGCUUCCAUUGCAGCCGACAGAAUUCUCCUGUUAGAUGCAUAUUUCAGUGUUGUUGUCUUCCAUGGAAUGACAAUUGCACAAUGGCGAAACAUGGGUUAUCAUCAUCAGGCUGAACAUGAGGCAUUUGCUCAGCUAUUGCAAGCUCCUCAAGAAGAUUCCCAGAUGAUAGUCCGGGAGCGUUUCCCAGUCCCGAGAUUAGUUGUGUGUGAUCAACAUGGAUCACAGGCAAGGUUUUUAUUGGCAAAGCUGAAUCCAUCAGCGACUUACAACAAUGCAAACGAGAUGUCAGCUGGGUCAGAUGUAAUCUUCACUGACGACGUGAGCCUUCAAGUCUUUUUUGAGCAUCUUCAGAAACUGGCCGUGCAAUCCUGAUGAAUUAGUCACAGUCAGUUCCUGUUUUUCUUUGGUCGCUUAAGUUAUAUUGUCUUCCAUACUAUGUACCCAAUUUAGAGCUCUUUUUUUUUUUUUGUGAGAUCAGCUCGUUUACUAUCCUGUCUCGUUGCCAUCUUGAUCUCACAUAAAAAGACAUCUUGGAACACAAAAGUUAUUUGCAUUGGAUUUGUCUGAAGUAGAAAUAAUGGCUUUUUAUUGUUUUUGGAUUGAAAUCUUGUAUGAACAAUUCUAUUUUCUGCAUUGCAUUUGGUAGUCAUGGGAA